Penicillium oxalicum is the source of this 5868-nucleotide messenger RNA. RefSeq lists its product as uncharacterized. Bases 1 to 5868 code for a protein of 1955 amino acids. NCBI's taxonomy places the organism in Eukaryota, Fungi, Ascomycota, Eurotiomycetes, Eurotiales, Aspergillaceae. Gene Ontology annotation, molecular function: [acyl-carrier-protein] S-acetyltransferase activity; enoyl-[acyl-carrier-protein] reductase (NADH) activity; fatty acid synthase activity. Gene Ontology annotation, cellular component: fatty acid synthase complex. The transcript has 5 exons. Gene Ontology annotation, biological process: long-chain fatty acid biosynthetic process. The record is from RefSeq and is a predicted model, not a curated record.
AUGUCCAAAACAACCACAGAGGAGUAUACGACCCCAGACACGCUGCUCUCAGGCGCCUCAUCUACCACCUCUCUCAACAACGACGACGCAGUCGAGUACUACGAAUCAAAAUCGCGUCCGCAAGCGCAUGCUUCCUCGCCGCCGGCUCUACUGCAUGCAGCGAAAAAUGGAAGUGCGAUGGUGUAUGCCAUCUUUGGCGGCCAGGGAGUGUUAAGCCCCCUGCGCGAGCUCAAAAACCUGUACACACAGAACCCUAGGAUCGUGAAAGGACUCAUUGAACGGGCAUCUGCGCAUCUUCAGCGUCUUCUUGACAAAAAUGCUUCUUUCUCCGUUUAUUACCCUGCCGGACUCAAUAUCAUGUCUUGGAUCCUCGAUCCAGAGCAAGAACCGCUGCCGCAUACGCUCAGCAAAGCCCCCAUCAGUCUCUUGCUGAUCGGGUUGCUGCAGAUUGCCAAUUAUCAUGUCUUGGUUCAUUCACUUGACAUGUAUCCUGGCGAUAUGGGGACUUUCUUUUGCGGCAUUGGCGGCCAUUCUCAGGGGGUGGUGCCAGCGGUUAUGGCGUCUGCCGCCCGCGACUGGGAAUCCCUCGACAGGCUGUCGCUCACUGCACUUACAAUUCUCUUCUACAUAGGCUGCCGGGCACAGUCGCUUUUUGGUCCUGCGCCAAUGGAUCGGGACGUGUUGCAAGAUUGCGAAACCCACGGCGAAGGCGUCCCCUCGUGCAUGCUGCGGGUACAUGGCCUCUCACUCGACGUCCUCACUAAAGUCAUGGACAAGGUCAAUCAUCACCUUCCUGAGUGCAGCAAAGCAGAACUUGCUCUUAUCAAUGGGCCCCACAGCUUUGUUUUAGGUGGCACCCCCAAAACGCUGUCCGCGGUCUCCCGAUGCCUGCGUCGCAAUACGGCCUCGCCUGGCGUAUCGCAAGCACGCGUCCCGUACAGCCAACGCAGACCAGAAGUAACGAUCAGAUUCUUGCCCAUCAGCGUUCCAUUUCAUACUUCGCACCUCUCUACGGCCUGUACGCUGGUGCUUCACGACCUCCGCGAGAUGUAUCUGGCCCGCGCGGAAUUGAAAACUUCCGUCUACGACACCAGCGACGGAUCAGACCUGAAAGACGGCACAGGAAGAGACGUCAUCCCAGACUUGGUGCGCAUGAUCAUGACCCGGCGACUAAACUGGCCAUCCACUGCCCAUUUUGCUGGAGCUACGCACAUAGUCGAUCUUGGACCGGGCAUCCAUGAAGAUGGGAUAGGUGCGUUAACAAAUCGGCUCAAGCAAGGGACUGGUGUGCGCACCAUCAUUUUCGGUCUUAGCAACGCAUCCUCGGCCCCAUCGCCACAAGAAUUUGGUGAUCGAGAGGAGUUGCUCAAUGGAUCUACUGUGAUCCCUGGCCGCGACUGGCGAAAGGAGUACCGGCCGCUUCUCGUUCUCUCCGCCGCUGCGCCGACCAUUAAAAACAAAAUGACCACACUCCUAGGCCUCCCCCCGCUUAUGGUGGCUGGCAUGACCCCUACAACCUCUUCCUGGGAGUUCGUCGCCGCGACCAUGAAUGCAGGGUAUCACAUCGAACUUGCGGCUGGCGGCUUCCAUGACGCUGCAAGCUUCGAGGCUGCAAUUCGCGCCGUCGUCGCCCACACUCCGGCCGGCCGUGGAGUUUCUUGUAACGUCAUCUAUGCCAAUCCCCGCGCUCUCAGCUGGCAGCUCGCCACCAUCCAGAAGCUGCAGGCGAAGCGCCUGCCCAUUGAAGGUCUGACUAUUGGGGCAGGCAUUCCUUCACCUGACACCGUCGAUGGAUACAUCCGCGACAUGCCGCUCCUCAAGCACAUCUCCUUCAAGCCGGGCUCGCUGCAGGCAAUAAGCGAGGUCAUCGCCAUCGCAAAGAUGCACCCGCACUUUCCCAUCAUCCUGCAGUGGACUGGUGGCCGUGGGGGCGGGCAUCACUCGUUCGAAGAUUUCCACGAGCCCAUUCUUCAGAGCUAUCAUCGCAUCCGUGCCUGUGGGAAUAUUGUGCUAGUUGCGGGGAGUGGGUUCGGUGAUGCGGGAGACUCGUAUCCAUAUCUCUCAGGCGAGUGGUCCGUUAAGCUAGGGUCCUCGCCAAUGCCAUUUGACGGCAUUUUGCUUGGCAGCAGGGUGAUGGUUGCACGGGAGACACGUACCAGCGAUGCUGCCAAGGAACUUAUUGUGGCCACACCAGGCGUCGCAGAUGGCGAUUGGGAAGGAACCUAUAGUCAGCCGACCGGUGGUGUCCUGACGGUGAUCUCAGAAAUGGGCGAGCCGAUCCAUAUGAUCGCGACACGGGCAGUGAAACUGUGGUCGGAGUUAGAUCGCAAGUUCUUUUCCGUCGAGGACAAGGCUAUCAGACUGCAGAUGUUGCUCAAAGAGAAGCCACAGAUCAUUGAACGUCUCAAUCGGGACUUUGCAAAGGUCUGGUUUGGUCGCACAGAGUCGGGGACUGUCGUACAACCCGCGGAGAUGACCUACGCGGAGGUGACAGCGCGACUAAUUGACUUAACAUACCUGCGGCCGCGGACAAGAUGGAUCGAUCCUUCGUACUGCGAUCUAGCCUACGAAUUCAUCACUCAUGUGGAAAGUCGCUUUGCACCGCGUACGGAAGGGUUUAGGGUUAUCAAAUCCAUCCAAGAGAUCAGGGAAGACCCGUACGAAGCUCUUGAGCGCUUCAAACUCCAGUACUCCCGACUCGAAUGUCAGCUGCUCAGCCACCAGGACGAAGCUAUCCUCACGAAAAUGUGUCGGAGAAGAGGCCGCAAGCCUGUUCCUUUCAUCAUGGCGUUCGACGACGAAUUCGAGUAUUACUUCAAGAAGGAUUCUUUGUGGCAGUCCGAGGACAUCGACGCAGUGCAGGGUGGGGAUAUUCAGCGAACCUGCGUUCUUCAUGGCCCUGUUGCAGCGCGUUACACACAACGGUCAGAUCAAACGAUCAAAGAACUCCUGGAUGAGGUUUACCACGGGUAUGUCAGCUUCCUGGAACAAUCUGGACCAGUCUGUCUGCAUACCAGCUUGGAAGAGACCGGUGCUUGCGGCAAAGAAAAGCCCAAGCAUGAACAACUUGAAGUCGACGAUGACUGCCUUGCCGAAGAACAAGUGUGGUAUCAGAGACUGGCUGCCGGAAGAUCCUCUUGUUUUCAAGUAGCGGUGCUCUCCCAGACAGUCAUGCGAGACCGCCAGGUAUUGACUAACCCAAUUCAGGCGGUUCUCAAGCCACGAGCAGACAUAAGGAUCGAUGUUGAUGGCUUACCUGACCAAAGUGAAGUAAUCUCCAUCUGGGAGCGUCGCAAUACCGAGGAUGAACGAAAAGUAGCUAAUAUCAGAGUGAGCUCAGCCGGAUUGAUCGACCUUGAGCUGAUAAAUUAUGUGACGGUGACUGGAGAACCAGCUGUGCUCGCGCUACAGUUUGGGCUGGGAAGCACUCAGCAUCCACUGCGAGAUCUCACUGCCAACCUCAACGAGACAGUUCAAAAGCUGUACCACAGAAUCUGGCUUGGUGACGAGCCAUUGCCCUCUCCCUCAGUGUCGAUUUUCUCAGAAUUCGAUGGAGGAGAGUUCGUCGUGACAUCGGCAAGCCUACAGCUAUUCUCAGAGAGCAUUGGAAGCCGCAAACACUGCCAGCAUUAUCACGAUCCGAGGAUAGCGCCACUGGACUAUGCUGUCGUGGUGGCAUGGAAAGCUCUCGUCAAGCCUCUGUUUGUGCUCGAGAUGAACCUACUCUGUCUGGUUCAUCUCCGGAAUUCGUUUGAAUGGAUAAGCCUCAUUCACGAUAAUGAUAUACUGGCAACAAAGUCCCGUGUUUCUUCCCUAGUUGUGCAAGAGUCUGGCACCGUUGUGGAGGUGAAGGCUACUAUAUUCAGAUCUGGCCGGCCAAUUGUGAUUAUAACCAGCCAUUUUAUGCUGCGUGAUGCAAAAAGCAUUCCUCCCAGGAUCAUCCCUUUCAGGACCGUCGAAGAUCAGCCCUACAAAGUAACUCUUGGCAGCGCCAGUGCCGUCGCAGUACUCGAGUCUAAGCCAUGGUUUCAGCAGCAAGAUCGAUCCACUGAGUUGCUUGGGGCAACACUGCUCUUUCGCCCACAAUCACGCUAUCUCUAUGAUGUCAAGGGUAAAGUGACAGAGGUGGAAGUGACCGGUACUGUCCAAUUUGAAAGCAAUGUCCGGCGGGGCCUGGUUCAGAUCGGCGUUAUUCAUUGGCACUCCAUGACACCAAACAACAUUGUCACAGGGUAUCUUACUCGACAUGGCCGUCCUUCACCCUCCCGAGUGCUAUUUGACAGUCCUCUUGAGCUUGCCCUCACACCAGAUACCCUUUUUGCCCCGACGGAUAACUUGAUGUAUGCCUAUGCUUCCAAAGACCUCAAUCCCAUUCAUCUGUCAACGGCAAUGGCGGCGUAUGCCGAGCUACCAGGAACUAUAACCCACGGCAUGAAUAUAAGUGCCCGAGUUCGAGCCCAUCUUUGUGUACAUUUGUGUGUUGGCGAUGAGUCUCUCUUUCACCGGUUUACUAUCUCCUUCACCGACAUGGUGCUUCCAGAUGAGCAGCUGCAGUUGAGCGCCCAGCACAUUGGGAUGGUGGACGGAACUCGGAUCAUCGAAUUCACAGUGCGAGACCAGGCUGGGCGAAAAGUAGUAGCCAAGGGAGAAGCUGAGAUACGUAACGCCUCCACGGCUAUUCUUUUCACUGGCCAGGGUAGUCAGCGCAAGGGCAUGGGCAUGGAACUGCGCCAGUCCAGUGCCGUGGCCCGCAAAGUAUGGGAUCGCGCAGAUGCCUAUUUUCUCAACACAUAUGGAUUUCGCAUCUCGGAUAUUGUCAUCAACAACCCGAAGAAGCUCACCAUUCGCUUUGGCGGUCCGCUGGGACGCAAGAUACGAGACAAUUAUCGGGCCCUUCGAUACCUGGUCCCCGAUGGCGAUACCUUUAAACCGACCCAGAUUUUCCCGGAGCUGGAUCACAACACCACCUCAUACACUUUUUUCUAUGAUGCUGGCUUGCUGUUUGCGACUCAAUUCACCCAACCCGCCCUGACACUGACCGAAGUCGCCAUCUACGAAGAUCUGAAGUCGCGUGGCCUUGUCCCCCCGACGACCACGUUUGCCGGCCACUCACUCGGCGAGUACGCUGCAAUUGCAGCAUGCGGCGGAGUGGUACCUCUGGAAACACUCAUGGCGAUUACUUUCUAUCGCGGAAAUUCCAUGCAAGUCGCUGUGCAGCGCGACUCAGCCGGACGAUCGGCGUUUGCCAUGUGCGCGCUGAAUCCAUCCAGGCUUUCUCAAGAAAUGACCGCGGAUCAGGUGGGCCAGAUUGUGAAGACAGUCUCUCAGAUGACAGGCCUGCUGAUCGAAAUUGUCAAUUACAAUAUCCAUGGGGAGCAGUACGUCUGUGCUGGUGAUGUCCGCGCUCUUCUAUGCCUGACUCGUCUCCUCGACUCCCAGCACCAGUUUCACCCCGACAACAACACAUCCCUCGGCGAGGCCAUCACGCAGAUCGUGCGCUCUAUCCCACAAGCCCCUUUGAGCGUAGAGGACCUGCCCCGUGGCAGGGCAAUGACGCCUCUUUCCGGAAUAGACGUCCCGUUUCAUUCGAGUUUCAUGAAGGACGGGAUCCCUGCAUACCGUCAAUUCCUCUACGACUAUAUUCAGUGUCAGCACGUCGACCCCCAACGACUGAUUAAGCGAUAUGUGCCCAACCUGACGGCACGGCUGUUUGAUAUAGACAGAGCCUAUUUUGAGGUGACCGAGUCUUUGACUGGGUCGCCAGUGUUAAGGAAGGUUCUGGACCAGUGGGAUGAAAUUCAUACGGAGACAAAUAAUGCGACAAGUAUCGUCCAGAUGCUGAAGACGUUUCAGGGGAAGAGUAUGUGA